This is a messenger RNA of Prunus armeniaca (apricot), 669 nucleotides long. Lineage: Eukaryota; Viridiplantae; Streptophyta; Magnoliopsida; Rosales; Rosaceae. The record is from the annotation of a GenBank genome assembly.
AUGCCUUGGCAAAGGCGAUGGACAACCAUAGAAGCGGGGAAAACCUUACCAGUGAGACUAUACAAGCACAAAUGUUUUUUGGUGCUACUGGGCAAGGAAAAAAAAAGUUUCAACCAUACCCAUUGUUGGGAGGUAGUGAAGAAUUGUAAGAAAUUCCAAAUUAUUCCAACGGGUCCGACGGUACUCUUGAACGAGACGCCACUCCAUGAGACACCGGCAUCGGAUUCACCUAUGGAUUCCCCGAUGAGUCAAGACUCACCUAUCGAAAAGGGGUCGAGGCCUAUUGGGAGGAAGGCGGCGAAGGAGAAGAAAGGGAGUAAUUCUACCAAUAAUGUAUCUAAAUUUUUGGAGGAACUUUCAAAGAUGCAAGCCAUGAGAAUUGAAAUGGACAUGAAACAACAAGAGCACGAUAUGGCAAUUGAUGUAGAAAAUGCAAAAGAAAGGGAGUAUGUACGGCAAGAAAGGGAGUAUGCACGCCAAGAAAGGGAGUAUGCAUGCCAAGAAAAGAUUGAAAAAAAGGAUCGGGCUACAAUGACCAUGGAUACAACCCAUAUGUCCCCUGAAACAAAACACUAUUGGAAGCUAGAACGAAGGGAUGUUAUGAGACGAAGACUUUUUCGUGACGAUGGACCUAGCAACACGGAUUGGUUAAAUGAUCAAAACAAUUAA